Cervus elaphus (red deer) is the source of this 3309-nucleotide messenger RNA. It is a transcript of the gene SLC19A1, whose product is annotated as solute carrier family 19 member 1. Lineage: Eukaryota; Metazoa; Chordata; Mammalia; Artiodactyla; Cervidae. Gene Ontology annotation, molecular function: methotrexate transmembrane transporter activity; folate:monoatomic anion antiporter activity; folic acid binding. The transcript has 7 exons. The coding region runs from base 999 to 2720 and encodes 573 amino acids. Gene Ontology annotation, biological process: methotrexate transport; folate transmembrane transport. Gene Ontology annotation, cellular component: plasma membrane; basolateral plasma membrane; apical plasma membrane. The record is from RefSeq and is a predicted model, not a curated record.
GUGGAGGGGGGGCUGGCAGGGCUGGGCUCCAAGGUCCACCGGGCAGUAGACGUUUCUUAGGACAGGCGGCUGCCUUUGUCCGGGUUGGGCGUCUUGGCUCAUAUCCUUGGAGAGUGGGUCCCUGACACCGGGGCACAGAGAAACACAGAGGCAGCCUGGGUCCCUCCUUCUGGAGUGGUCCGUGGGCCUCCCUGACCUCCCCAGCACCCCAGUCCAGAUGAGAAGGCUGCUUUCUUUCUGCCACCCCAGCGGGAAGCAGGCCUGAGGUUUUGCCUAUGGCGUCUUGAGCAGAAGGUUGUGCAGAAGCAGGUAGAUGGGAGGGAGACCCACCAGCCAGUAGGCCGCAGCCCAGAGGGAUGAGCCGCAGGUGACCCUGGGCCCUCCUCAUCCUGUGGUCCAGGAGCUGAGGAGCCCAGGCUUCUCUCGCUGGCUGGGGGAGGAAGGUGAGGGACUCCAGCAGCAGCGAGCUCAACCUCCCCAGAUUGCAGGGAUGGGGUGGGCUGGAGGGGAGCAGCUGGUGGGACACUCCCAGAGGUCCCAUGUAAACCCCAGGUGUCUGCAGAGCUGCCCUCGACCCCCUCACCAGGUCCCUGGCCAUCACAGGGUGUGGACUCUUGCAGAUUGGUGCUGCUGGGGAGGGCAGUGGUCCACCACUGUGACUCUUGGGACCCUCAGGGCUGGGCGCCAGGGUGUCUGAGCGCUGGGGGUUGUGGUGCUGGCCUCAGGUACUGGGGGCGGAGCUGUCAUCGGCUCCUGCUGUUUGGGAGUUCCGGGGAGGAGGGGGGAGCGUGUCAGGGAGCAGAGUCCUGCCUGCCCCAGACCUACUGACAGACAGGCUCUCACGCAACUCUCAGAAGCACCGCCUCGGGCUUCAGAAACUGUGGGAGUCCAGGAAGUAGAAAUGUAGAAGCCGGUGUGCUCUGGAGUCUGAGAGUUCUGCGCCGAGAUUCGGGAUUUCGGGGGCACCAGGUGCAACGUCCCGUCCAUUUCCUGGCAGCAUGGCGCUCUCUGGCCCGGAGGUGGAGAAGCAGGCGCCGGAGGAGCCCCAGCCCGGCCGUGAGCAGCAGUCCUGGUGGUGCCUGGUGUCCUUCCUCUGCUUCUACGGCUUCAUGGCCCAGAUGCGGCCUGGGGAGAGCUUCAUCACGCCUUACCUCCUGGGCCCCGACAAGAACUUCACGCAGACACAGGUCACCAACGAGAUCACGCCGGUGCUGUCCUACUCGAACCUGGCCGUGCUGGUGCCCAUCUUCUUGCUGACCGACUACCUCUGCUACAAGCCGGUGCUGCUGCUGCAGGGCCUGAGCUACGUGUCUGUGUGGCUCCUGCUGCUGUUUGGCUCGACGGUGUUGCACAUGCAGUUCAUGGAGUUCUUCUUCAGCAUCACCAUGGCUGCCCGCAUCGCCUACUCCUCCUACAUCUUCUCGCUGGUGCCCCCUGCCCGCUACCAGCAAAUGGCCAGCUACUCGCGGGCCUCGGUGCUGCUGGGCGUCUUCACCAGCUCGGUGCUGGGCCAGCUGCUGGUCACCAUGGGCAGGGUCCCCUUCUCCACGCUCAACUACAUCUCGCUGGCCUUCCUCACCUUCAGCCUAGUGCUGGCGCUCUUCCUGAAGCGCCCCAAGCGCAGCCUCUUCUUCAACCGCGGAGCGCCCGUGCGUGCCGGGGCGGCGCCCUCCGAGCUGGACCAGAUGAACCCGGGCCAGGCGCAGGCCGCGGGCGCGAAGCGGGGCUGGCCGCCGGCCGCCUGGCGGGACUCGACGUUCGUUCGCAUGCUCGGAGAGCUGGGCCGCGUGGUGCAGCUGCCGCAGCUGCGCCUCUGGUCUCUCUGGUGGGUCUUCAACUCCGCAGGCUACUACCUGAUCGUCUACUACGUGCACAUCCUGUGGAAAGUGGUCAACCCCACCACGGACACCACCAGGGUCUACAACGGCGGGGCGGACGCCGCCUCCACGCUGCUAGGUGCCCUCACCUCCUUCGCCGCGGGCUUCGUGAAGAUCCGCUGGGUGCUGUGGGCCAGGCUGGUCAUCGCGGUGGUGACGCUGCUGCAGGCGGGGCUGGUGUUCCUCAUGUACAAGACCGACAACAUUUGGUUGUGCUACGUGGCCUUCGUGCUCUUCCGCGGCUCCUACCAGUUCCUGGUACCCAUCGCCACUUUUCAGAUCGCGGCUUCUCUUUCUCAAGAGCUCCGCGCCCUGGUCUUUGGCAUCAACACAUUCCUCGCCACCGUUCUCAAGACCAUCAUCACCCUCAUCGUCUCCGACAAGCGAGGCCUGGGCCUCCCGGUCCACUCUCAGGCCUUCCUGCAAUGGGUCCUGCUCAUGGGACAGCUCUCUGUGGGGGCAGACGAGAGCGGAGCUCCAGGGUUGACUGACCUUGGUGCCUGUCAGCCCCUUUCCCGACCCCUCCCUCCAUCCAGUCCUCUGUCUCCCGAGAAGAACAUGAGACCUGGGACACGCUCAGGCUGGACUCCCGGUGCCUCGGCCAGGGCAGGACCUCUGAUUCCUCAUCUACUUCGUCUACUUCCUGCUGCUCUUCGCCGCCUACUUCCUUGCCGCCGUGCUGGUGGGCCUGCGCCACUUCGAACAGAGCCGCCACCAGCCCCUGCCGCCUGCCCAGGAGCUGGUGAGUCCCGUGCAAGAGAAGGUCACGCAGGACGGAGCCCCGCUCCCAGCCCCAGAGGAUGGUGUGCUUGCCGUGUGAGGCCAAGGUGUGACCUCAGCUGACCUGCUGUCCCGCCCGGGGGACAGUCAGAUUCCUGACGCCGCAGGGAGCAAGCCAGGCCUCUACCUCAGAGCUCCCUGUCUUCUCUGUGUCAGCAGCCAGGUCUCUGGCAUCAUGUCCACAUCAUCACCUUGUGGCAACUGUGACUGAGGCCCUGGUGGUCUGUCCUUGGGACCCACGGUCCGAGGGCCACUUGCCUCCACGAGGGGUCCUUGACUUGCAUUAUGGCACCCAGAGCACAGCCCCUCUUGGCCCUGCUUCAUGCCCUGGCUGUGACCCCCCAGCCUGCAGGGCACCCUGGCUACUGGGGGCUGGUUUGCUGUCCCUGCCUACACAGGGCCAGUGGUGGGGCCUAGGUACCCACCAGGCCUCCCUGCUUUCUCCUCCUUGGGGGGCAAGUCCCACUUGUUCCAGGGAACCAGCAAAGUGGUCCCAGAUGCCAGUCUAGGGGACCCGGCCCCCACGGGAUAUGCUGGGCUGUGGGGGCGUGUUCCUGGGCCCGUGGCUAAACUGUGACAUUUGCAGUUGUCCAGGUGAUUGUAUUUUCAGUGAUGCUCUGUACCUUUUUUAAAAAAUGGACAUAAGUGCAAA